Frankliniella occidentalis (western flower thrips) is the source of this 3884-nucleotide messenger RNA. RefSeq names its product WW domain-binding protein 11 (gene vri). Gene Ontology annotation, molecular function: DNA binding; DNA-binding transcription factor activity. Bases 271 to 2256 code for a protein of 661 amino acids. The transcript has 2 exons. Gene Ontology annotation, cellular component: nucleus. The record is from RefSeq and is a predicted model, not a curated record. Gene Ontology annotation, biological process: circadian rhythm; regulation of DNA-templated transcription. NCBI's taxonomy places the organism in Eukaryota, Metazoa, Arthropoda, Insecta, Thysanoptera, Thripidae.
CCGGCGGCGUCAGUCAGUCACUGGCCGCCGAGCCGACCGCCCCGCCGCGCCGCUCAGCAAAGCCCGGCCCGCGCACCCAGGCGACCCUCGCGGCCCGCGUGUCCUCACCUAUCUCUCCUGCGGAGCCUCCACCGCCGCCGUGCGCACGCCGCGGACACCUCACGCACCGCGACCCUUCACGAUGAGGGCCUCGUUCGCCGUGCGGUGACACGGGCUACCCUCUGCUCCACUCCUCCAAGCCGCCCAUUUGCGUCAAACGCGUGGCCAACGAUGACGGUGCUGGACGGCCCUGCGGGUCACCAGCGGCCGGACGCCUGCCCUCGGCACCCGGACCCCAUCUGGGUCAGCUAUGCUGUGAGACAUCGCGCCAUGGUUGCCGAGCUGGUGUCUCGACAGGGGGGCUCGCCCGUCAAUGGCGAGACCCCCGGCAGCUCGCCCCAGCGGCAGAACAGCAACCCGAGCAGCCACCCGGGCCAUCACCCCGUCAACGGCAAUCCCAGCGGCCACCUGAGCGGCCACCAGAGCGGCCCGACCAUCACCGUCAACAGCGUGCUCGCUCGCCCGCCGACCGGCCUGUUCUGCGCGGGUCCGCUCCCAGGGGCUCCCAACGGGCCACCCAACGGCCACCUCGCCGGGCACCCAAACGGACACCCUAACGGACACCCUAACGGACACCCUAACGGACUCCAAAACGGACACCAAAACGGACAUCAGAACGGACAUCAAAACGGACAUCAGAACGGACACCAAAACGGACACCAGAACGGACACCAAAACGGACACCAAAACGGACUCUCGAAUGCCAUGGAUCAAGGCAGGAUGUCGCCCAGUCCCCACGACCACCACCAGAUGCAGGACAUGUCGCCGGGCUCGCGUAGCCAGUCUCCCGACAACGGCGCGUACCCGCAGCGCAAGCAGCGCGAGUUCAUCCCCGACUCGAAGAAGGACGACAGCUACUGGGACAGGCGGCGGCGGAACAACGAGGCGGCCAAGCGGUCCAGGGAAAAGCGGCGGUUCAACGACAUGAUCCUGGAGCGGCGCGUCGUCGAGCUGUCCAAGGAGAACCACGUCCUCAAGGCGCAGCUCACCGCCAUCCGGGAGAAGUACGGCAUCAACGGGGAGAGCGUGCUGAGCGUGGAGCAGGUGCUGGCCACGCUGCCAUCCAGCGACCAGGUCCUGGGCCAGGCCAAGCGGCCCAAGCUGGCCUCGCCGCACCCCACGUCGCCGCACCCCACCUCGCCGCUCCCCCCGACCGGCAUGGUGCCGCACCCGCUGCACAUCGCGCCCCACGGCGCGCUGCAGCCCCCGCACCAGCCCAGCCCCAUCCCCACCUCCGUCAUCCACCAGCCCGUGGCGCGCUCGCCGCCGCCCCCGUGCGGGCCGCCGGCGCCGCUGCCCGGCCUGCUCAGCCUGACACCCCUGGCGCCCGUCGUCCCGGCCAACAUGGACGACCAGGACUUCCCGCCCUACCCCUACCCCCUGCCGCCGCUGUACCCCGCCGGCCCCACCGGCGCCGCGGGCCCGUGCGCAGGCGCCGCCGCCGCGCUCAACCUGUCACGCGGCGCGAGGGAAGACCGCGCCCUUGACCGUGGCCUGGAGCGCGGCCUAGACCGUAGCCUGGAGCGUAGCCACGACCGCGGCCUGGAGCGCAGCCACGAGCGUAGCCACGAACGUAGCCACGAACGUAGCCACGACCGUAACCACGACCACGAGCGCAUCCGGGAGAGAAGCCUGGAGCGAAGCCUGGAGCGGGCACCCUCCCCGUACGAGCACGAGAUGUCGAGCGGCAGCGGCGACGAGGCGGCCCUACACCAGCCCGCCGCCAACAACUGCCUGCCGCACAAGCUCCGCCACAAGUCUCACCUCGGCGAGAAGGAGGCGGCGGUGGCGCUGCUAUCGCUGCAGCCGCUGCCCGCCAUCAAGACGGAGGGCCACGGCCACCACGUGACGCACCACGAGGCCGACAGCGCGCGCGCCAGCCCACCCUGGGACGCCGAGGGCUCGAGCGACGAGAGGGACUCGGGCAUCUCGCUCGGCGACUGCGGCUACAGCGGUGGCGAGGCCAGGCACGUGCUCGGCCACGGCCUGGGGCCCCUGGGCCACGAGGGCCAGGACGACGCCGACGGCCACCUCAAGAGCGAGCUCGCGAGGCUGGCCUCCGAAGUGGCCUCCCUCAAGAGCAUGCUGCACAAGGGCACGCUGCCAUCCCUACCGCCCCUUCCGCCGCUGCAGCAGCCGAACGUCGCCCUCUACUAGAAGAGCUGCACGGACCCGACUCGCUUUGCGCUUGACUAAGUCCGACUGACUGACCCUGACUUAGAUUCCCGGUGUGCUGCCAGGCACUCGAUGUCACUCACAGUGUCGCCAGGUGCGAUCAGGACAGGACAUGUGAGCCCACAGCUUUGGCCUCAGACUGCGUCGAAAACGUGCUCCAAUUGCGCUCAAACCUAAAAAAGUGAAGAAUUAAAAUUUCUAUUUUUGUUAACCAUAUUGUCCCAACGGCUGCAAACUUUGAAAAUUUUAUUUAAAUUUAAAACUUGGUGUUACUGUGUAGAUAAAACAUUAAUAGAAAUGGUACAAAGCCAACCAACUUGCUUGUUGAAUUUCGACCGUGGACACAGGGUGGCAUGUGACGGUUCAUUGAGAGAUGAAUCGAGUAAGCCGACGCCGUUGAACAAAUCGAGUUGCUUUGCUAGUCUGGAAUGCAAAUAAUUCCAAGUAAAUGUGCGGAGCACGGCCAAAGCGUGGCGGCUGAACUGCCAGUAUUGGACAGCGUCCUAAGAGCUUUCAAUGGACACCAAAAAGUAAGAUUACAAUAUCUCUGUAUAAUUGUUAAAUAUGAUUAUGUCGUUUCAUAUCGACGUUGUACGAUAAUGUGUAUAGGGUGAUACUCGAUUUGAGUUUUUAACUCUAAUGAUUCUAUUGUAUGAGAAAUUUGUUGUAGUGUUUUACAUAAUAUGUACAAAGUGUUUUAUGUGAUCCAGUGUAACGUACUAUUUUUAAGUAUUGUGGGGCUGCGCGCUCGCUGGGCGCGAGUACGGAACUGCUCAUGCUGAGUGAUGUGGAAACGACGCAUUCGACAAAUGUGAUAUUUUGAUAUUUUUUUUACAUGAUGAAAUUGUUUUUUUUUCCUUGUUUGUGUACGUGCGGCACGGGGCAGCCCCGAUGUAUUACACCUUUUGUUGUACAUAUAAAAAUGGCUGUGUAUUUAUUUCUAUAUUGAGGAUAACAUAAUGUAACCCUUGGUUGUCCUUCCCCCUCGCGUGCAGGCCGCGAUCACCAAGGUGCGUCCAGUUAGCGCCGCCAGGUUCGCUGAGCAGUCCUCAGUGUUCAAUGCUGGUCGCCGCCUGCACGCGUCAUGUUCCAAAAAUGCGUCCGGAGGCUGCACCCCAUUUUGACGUCUUGUCUGUCCCACAGCUGAGUGGGAGAGGAAAAUAAAACGGGUGCUGCCUCCGAACGACGCUGUUAUCAGGCUCAAAAUCUUGUUAAGAAAUGUUUCUUUCCAACUUUUACAACUAGUUUGUUUUAUCCGUCCCUGGUGAGGCAUAACAGUUCUCCCCAAACACGGGGAAUGACAGCCAAGACGACGACCUGGCUGUGGCCUGCGGGUGACCCCUGGGAAUCGGCUCUGCUCAGCUCUUCUCUGCACCCCGACUAGACAGGCCGAGCGAGGUCUGUGGGGCCGAGUGGUCCUGGGCUGUUGUUUAAUUAGGGCUCCUUGCAAUAAUUUAUUUGUUUUCAUUUUGUACAAAAUAAAAGAAUUUGUGUUGUUUUCCGUAACGUGCUUGUUUCUGAAUGCUUUUUUACGUAAUUUAUUGUUAGUCGCGACCCUUAUUCGGUCGGCUGCUGGAAAAAUGGAGCAAUAUAUUUAUUGAGUAAUAUGA